AAUAUAUUUCAAGUGAGUUUUUUUAGUGAGACAAUGGAUGAAUAUUUACAAAAACAGUUGAUUAUUGCACUGUGUGUGUACCUGGGUCAACUAUUGGUUGGAUACGCAUUGGGAUGGACGGCACCAAUAAUACCAAAACUGGAGAAUCCGGACGAAAGUCCACUUCCUGGUCCUGUAACAAAGGGCCAACUAUCUUGGAUUGGAUCUCUGUUAUACCUUGGCUGUAUAAUAGGUCCUCAUGUAUCAAGUUAUCUGUCAAAUAGGAGAGGCCGUAAACCAUGCUUCGUCAUUGCUGGUGUUCUGAUUAUAUUUUCGUUCAUCCUCUUAGCAACUGCUACAAAUCUGGCAAUGAUCUACGCUGGGAGAGUUGCCGUUGGUUUGGGAACUGGAAUUAUUGCGGUUUUGAAUCUAGUUUAUAUUGGUGAAAUAGCGUCAACAAAUGUAAGAGGAAUAUUGUUAACUGGGACUGGUAUAUUUUCAACACUUGGGACUCUGUUAAUAUAUUCAGUUGGACCUUACGUUUCUUAUGCAUCCACUUCCUACAUAGGACUAUCUUUAACUAUUUUAUAUAUAAUUGGAUUAUAUUUCAUACCUGAGACACCAUUAUUUUAUGUUAUGCAAGGUCAGAGUAAAGAAGCUGAAGCUACAUUAAUAGCACUAGGAAGAACAGAUGAAUUAGAUGAUAUAUUAAAUGUCGAAAUUGAAAACCAUGGCAAAAGUACUUGGAAGUUAAAAGAACUUAUCACUGAAAGAAGCAAUAAAAAUGCUUUAAUAAUAACAUUGACUUUAAGUAUACUACAGCAAAUGAGCGGAGUUAUAGUUGUAGUAUUUUUUGCCACAACCAUAUUUGAGCUGGCUGAUUCCUCUGUAGAACCAAAUAUAGCUACUAUUAUAAUAGGAAUCACUCAGUUAGUGUCUAGCUGCAUAGCUCCAUUUCUUGUGGAAAAAGGUGGGAGAAAACUUUUGUUACUCUGCUCGACAACCAUAUGUGCUUUUAGUUUGGCGGCGUUGGGGGUUUACUUUUUAAUUUUUUCAUACGAUAAUCCAAACAUUGAUAAAAUUGCGUGGUUGCCGCUAAUGACACUUGUGAUAUUCUUUUUGUCUUACGAUUUUGGUUUUGGAAUUAUUCCCGGAACAUACGUAGGAGAGAUGUUCCAACCACAAAUGAGAAGUACCGGAUCUGCAGUAACAAUUACUUCGGCUUGGCUAAUUGGCUUUGGAGUGUCUAGCGCAUUUGGGUACAUGAUUACAGGAUUAGGAGGUCAUAUUACCUUUUGGAUUUACUCCGCCGCUUGUGCUGUAGCAACAUUGUUCACGAUAUUUUUUGUUCCGGAAACUAAGGGAAAAAGUUUGUCAGAAAUACAGGAAAUGUUAAUUGUUAUUAUUAAGCAGUUUAAAAUUGUGUAUAUUAUAAUAACAUUCAAAAUAGAGAAAUAUGUGAAGAAACAAUUUGGAAUAGCCAUUGGCAUGUAUAUAGGGCCUUUACUUAAUGGAUAUGCCACAGGAUGGACGGCACCCAUGGUACCAAUACUAGUAGACCCAGAACAGUCUCCGCUAACAGAAACACUUUCAGCAAUGCAAAUAUCCUGGUUGGGUCCAUAUGUAUACGAUUAUUUUUAGCUGCAGUUAUAAUUGGUUAUUUAGAAAAACAUAAUAGGUAGAAGAUUAUGUUUGAUGGGGAAUACAAUAUUCACAAUAUUAUCCUAUGCUUUACUGAUAUCCCCAAAUAUAUCUAUGUUAUUUGUGGCGCGGAUUUUUCAUUCUAUCUAUACAAGCAUCAAUAUGUUUCUCACUUUGGUGUAUAUUGGUGAAAUAGCUUCACCAAACUUAAGAGGAACAUUAUUAACAAUGACAGGAGUAUGCCAAAAUUUGGGAUGUAUAUUAAUAUAUUCGGUGGGGCCGUAUAUACCUUAUAGAACAGUGCAAUAUCCAGCUAUUAUGUUAGCCAUCAUAUACACAAUUAUCGUAUUUCUAGUACCAGAAUCUCCGGUAUACUAUUUAAUAAAAGGGAAUGAAAAGUCCGUAGUUGCUACCCUCCAUAAUCUUGGAAGAGAUGAAGAUGUCAGUCGAUUAGCAAACUUUACUGAAGAGUUUAAGGCGUCUCAUUCGUCCAGACUUUCAUUGCGAGAAUUAUUCACAGUUAAAAGCAAUAGGAGAGCCCUAUUCAUAAUGGUAGUAUUAAUGUCCUUUCAGUUUAGCAGCGGUAUAGUAUCUAUGAUGUUCUUUGCUACUACCAUUUUCAAUUUGGCAGAAUCUUCAAUAGACUCAAAUGUAUCCACAAUUAUUAUAGGAGUUAUUUCCACUGUGGGGUCAAUAGUUUCUCCAAUGUUUGUUGAUAAUUAUGGGAGAAGGAUUUUAUUAUUAUUGUCAACAAUUGGAUGUAGCUUAUGUAUGGUAUCCUUGGGAAUUUACUUCUAUAUGGAUCAAUUAGACCAAACAUCAGUUAGCUCUCUUAAAUGGUUACCUUUAUUUUUGACAAUAAUUUUAUUCUUUAUUUUUGGUAUAGGUUUUUCCACAAUUCCAAAUACAUUACUUGGGGAAAUGUUUGGACCCAAUGUCCGCACUAUUGGAUCUUCAGUGAGCAUCUGUAUUAGUGGCAUUGCUGGCUUUAUAUCUACUAACUUCAGUUUUGGAUAUUUACUGGUUAACUAUGGAAUACACUCGACUUUUUGGUUUUUUACAGUUUUAAAUAUAUUAGCUUUUAUAUUCACAUGGUUCUUUGUACCAGAAACUAAAGGACUCAGCUUAAGAGAAAUUGAGGAAUUGUUAGCUAAUUAG
Achroia grisella is the source of this 2778-nucleotide messenger RNA. Its product is annotated as facilitated trehalose transporter Tret1-like. Gene Ontology annotation, biological process: transmembrane transport. Lineage: Eukaryota; Metazoa; Arthropoda; Insecta; Lepidoptera; Pyralidae. Gene Ontology annotation, molecular function: transmembrane transporter activity. Gene Ontology annotation, cellular component: membrane. The transcript is spliced from 14 exons. The record is from RefSeq and is a predicted model, not a curated record.